Daldinia childiae is the source of this 6543-nucleotide messenger RNA. Its product is annotated as Lovastatin diketide synthase LovF. Gene Ontology annotation, molecular function: fatty acid synthase activity; 3-oxoacyl-[acyl-carrier-protein] synthase activity; oxidoreductase activity. The transcript has 8 exons. Gene Ontology annotation, biological process: secondary metabolite biosynthetic process; fatty acid biosynthetic process. NCBI's taxonomy places the organism in Eukaryota, Fungi, Ascomycota, Sordariomycetes, Xylariales, Hypoxylaceae. Bases 1 to 6543 code for a protein of 2180 amino acids. The record is from RefSeq and is a predicted model, not a curated record.
AUGACAACUGAGACAUCUAAAGCUGUUGAAGAUGACAAACUUGUUCCGCUGGCUGUCGUCGGGAUGGCUUUUGAGUUUCCCCAAGAGGCCACUUCGGUUGAAAGCUUUUGGGAAAUUAUCCGUGAAGGGAGGUCUACAAGUUCAGAGUUUCCUCCAGAUCAUCUAAAUAUUGAUGCCUUCUACCACCCAGACGGAAACCGUCCAAGUACACUACCUCUCCGUGGUGGACAUUUUGUCAAAGAAGCCCUUGGGACUUUUGACGCACCUUUCUUUUCCAUAACGCCAGGAGAAGCGGCAUGUAUGGAUCCCCAACACCGGCGAAUGCUUGAGAUCGCAUAUCACGCUAUAGAGGACGCUGGUAUCCCCGUUGAAAAAUGUACUGGUUCGGAUACAUCAGUAUACACUGGUUGCUUUACGAACGAUUAUCUAAGUAUCUUACAACAAGAUUAUGACGCGGAGCAGAGACAUGCCGCAAUGGGCAUCUCGCCCGCAAUGUUAGCGAAUCGUAUAAGCUGGUUCUUCAAUUUUAAAGGGACAUCUAUGAACCUAGACUCAGCCUGUUCUAGUAGUCUAAUCGCUCUUCACCUUGCAUGUCAAGAGUUGCGCCUUGGAAAUUCAUCUAUGGCUCUUGUCGGGGGAGCUAAUCUAGUUUACCAUCCCAACUUUAUGAAGAUCAUGUCGGAUUUCAAUUUUCUGUCCAGUGAUAGCCGCUGCUGGAGCUUUGAUGAGCGCGCCAAUGGCUACGCACGUGGCGAAGGCAUUGCUAUGGUUGUGGUAAAAAGGCUAGAUGACGCUUUGAGAGAUGGAAAUACCAUUCGCGCCGUGAUUCGUAACACUGGAUCCAACCAAGACGGCAAGACUCAAAGUAUCACCCAACCGAGUCAGGUUGCGCAAAUCAAUCUUAUCACGAGGACCUACCAACAAGCCCAUAUUGACAUGGAACCCACCCGAUUCUUUGAAGCACAUGCUACAGGUACCGCAGUCGGUGACCCCAUUGAAGGAAAUGCCAUUGGAGAAGCGUUUAAGGAAUAUAGGAGCUCACAUGAUCCGUUAUAUAUUGGUGCUAUCAAGGCAAACAUUGGCCAUCUUGAAGGUUGCAGUGGCUUGGCUGGUAUCAUUAAGACGAUACUGGUACUAGAACAUGGAGUGAUACCCCCAAUCGCAGGGUUUAAAACUCUUAAUAAGCGGAUAGACUCAAAGCGCCUACAUCUAGAAUUUCCAACAGAUCCCAUUGCUUGGCCAUUGGUCGACAUCCGUCGGGCUUGCGUAAAUUCGUUCGGCCUCGGCGGCACUAAUGCGGUUGCUAUCCUCGACGAUGCUUACAACUAUCUGAGGCUUAGGGGUCUUCGAGGAGAUCAUCGAACUCAUCUCAGUAAGCUACCAUACAAUGGGGAGGACAUUGCGAGUAACGCUCGUGGUGUGUCUUCCGGUAUGCCUGGUCUUAUCUUCAAUGAUGUUGCGGUAAAUGGCUACGAUAGAGACAGGGAGGAAAUCCCAGCAACGAUAAAGCCUUCUACUCUGAGGAGAGACACACUUAGAAACGGCAAUAUACUGGAUAACCUUGGGAUGAUAAUCCCUAAACUUCUGAUUUGGUCCGCUCCUGACCGCCAAGGUGUGGAAAGGCUAUCUAGAACUUAUCAUGAGUAUCUCGUCAAGGAUACAAUUGAGUUGGAUGAUGUGGCUUAUAACUUAGUUGUCAGAAGAAGUCACUUUCCUUGGAGAAGCUUUGCGGUUAUCGAUCCGGAAAAGUCUAUCUCGUCUAAAGAAAUCGAAUCGCCCGAGCCAAUAAAAGGUUCAAUCAAUAAUCCCCAAAUCACCUUCGUCUUCACAGGGCAAGGGUCUCAGUACCUGGGUAUGGGCCGCCAACUUCUUGCCUAUCCGGUUUACCGAGAUAGUCUUGAGAACUGUGCAGAGUAUUUGAAACAGAUAGGCUGCCAAUGGUCCCUCCUUGAUACAGUCAAUUGCGGGAAGGAUGGCAUACCAGUCGACUCUCCAGACUACAGCCAACCUCUAAUCACAUGCCUACAGAUUGCUCUCGUGGAUUUGUUGCAAAGCUUAGGCGUUAUUCCCAAAAUCGUCAUGGGCCAUUCUUCAGGUGAAAUUGCCGCUGCAUAUUCAUCGGGUGCUUUAUCAAAAUCAUCUGCUGUAAAAGUAGCCUACUAUAGGGGUCAACUAUCGUCUCAUCUGGUCGCCAGAGUACAAGGCCUCGGUAUGAUGGCUGUGGGCAUGGCGAAACAUGAUGUGCAACAGUAUAUUGACCGCUUAGCUGGCAUUGAUGGAAGAUCAGAUGUUGAGAUUGGCUGUAUUAACAGCCCCAAAAACAUUACAUUGACCGGAAACGCUAAACAGCUCGCCGUCCUCGAAGAAUGGCUUAAAGCCGAUGGUUUCUUUGCGCGAGCUCUACCAAUCCCAAUGGCAUAUCACUCCCACUUCAUGAACGGAAUCAAGAGUGAAUAUACUCAUGCUAUUAAGGAUCUUGAUGCUGGCCAGAGCUCCGGGCAUGUUCCUAUGAUUUCUUCAGUAUCAGGAGAUCUAGCGACGGCAACAGAACUCAUCUCGGCUGAGUAUUGGGUUCGUAAUUUGACAUCUCCUGUUAAUUUUGAGGCCGCGUUUUCCAAACUUCUGACAAUGAUCAAUCGAAAACCGCGCAAGCGGCUAGGAGAACGGACAGCCUUGGAUUAUACGGACGUGACACAUGUUCUCGAAAUUGGUCCACACCACGCUCUCCGCAGUUCUAUACGCGAGAAUAUACAGGCUUUUAUCGGCGACGAUGAUGCAGUGAAAUCAUAUCGCUCACUGAUCCUCGCCAUAUUAUGUUUCAUAGAGGAGACCCUUGCAAAAGUUAGCCAGGAUAAAAAUCUGGUGUUGGAGCGACAUCUGGACUCAUACAUCGAUUGGAUGCGGCACCAACAACGUCGGCUUCAUACGGGGAAGUCGUUAGUAACAUACGAAUCAGUUUUGCAACUUCUGGAUGAUCGCGAAGCUCGAGAUCAACUCAACCAGCAGAUAGAAAAUUCGGGGAUAGAUGGCUUCUUUUUUAUUCAGAUCGGCCGACAAGUUAUUCAGAUGCUCCAUGGCCAGAUUGACCCUCUUGACUUUAUGUUUCGAGAAGGACUAGCCAACAAAUACUACGAAAAGAUGUUAUCCAACCACCAUCACGCCUAUCCUGCCUCCCGGUACGUCGACCUUUUAUGUUUUAAGAAUGCGAGGAUGAAUAUUCUGGAGGUUGGUGCGGGGACCGGAGGUCAAACGAUGUGCAUACUGGAAUCAAUGAGUAGCAACGGCGUGAACAAAUGGGCAAAGUAUGACUACACGGAUAUUUCGCCAGGAUUUUUCAAUCAAGCCAGAGAAAAGUUCCACUACCCAAACAUGAAUUUUCGAAUCUGCGAUAUCUCGAAGGAUCCAAUUUCACAAAGCUUUGAGCCCGGUAGCUACGAUUUAGUGAUUGCUUCACACGUACUCCACGCAACAAACAAACUUGCUGAAUCGAUUCAAAACAUUCGAAAACUCCUCAAACCUGGAGGCAAGCUGCUUCUCUUUGAAACAACACGUCCAGAUGCGAUCCCUGUCGGCUUUGCGUUUGGCCUCUUGAAGGGUUGGUGGGACCCGCUUGACUACGAGCCUCGGUCACCAUACAGCCCAUGCUUGACAGUUGAGCAGUGGGACAUGCUCUUGAAGCAAGGAGGAUUUUCCGGUGUAGAUUUGAACAUCCCAGGACAGGAAGAACCAUACUGUCGAGAUAGCAGUAUUCUCAUUUCGACUGCUGAGAGCCAGAACGACGAAAUAAAUCAGCCUCUGUGUGAGGUGAAUCUUGUUGUGAACAACCAUGUAGAGGCUCAAUCCCUGAUAGCAACGGCCCUCGAGACUGGGCUAUCUAAAAGUGAACAUCUCUUAUGGAAACGAUGCUCUCUGGCACAGCUUGCUAAAGCGAAUAUUCCUGAGUCCUCUUUGACAAUAUUCCUUGAAGAAAUAGACGCGACCUUCCUUGAGGAUAUCUCGGAAAUAGAUUAUGCUAGCUUUCAAGCUAUUUUGGUACGGUCCAAAACAGUCCUAUGGGUCACCAAAGCAUUGCCACCUGGAAGAAUUGAACCCAGACAUCACCUUGCCCAUGGGCUAGGCCGCACCCUAAUGUCUGAAGAUUCAGACUAUAAAUUUGUUACACUAUGUUUGGAAGAUUUCGAAUAUGAUGUUACCCAGGUGACUGAAACCAUCUACAAGAUCGUGGGAUACCUUCGUAACUUGCCGGUGGAAAAGGUCGAAACUAAUUAUGUUGCUACUCAUAAUACUCUCCAGAUAUGCCGCAUUUCGGAAAAUGUCGAAAUGGAUACUAUCGUUCAACAGGCAAACCUACCAUGGCAACUGAAAGAGUGUCAAUUAACUGUUAACACAAGUAUUCAGCUUUGCAAAGGUGAGCUUGGUCGCCUGGAUUCGAUCCAGUGGCUUGAAAGCGAAGAACAAGAUGCUUCACGUAAACAGCCUUUAGAUGAUGACGAGGUUAUGGUGCAAGUACGGGCCAUAGGGUUAACAUUCAGAGACUAUCUAAUAGUCAAUGGCCAGCUUAACGAAGCUGACAUAGGCACCGAGUGUGCCGGGUUGGUUAUAGAGGCUGGAAGUAAAUCCGGAUUUCAGACCGGCGAUCGGGUCUGCCUCAUUUCGACAGCCUCAGCGCGGUCUAUCAUCAGAGGCAAAGCAGGUGCCAUUGUCGCUAUUCCGUCGCAUAUGAAUUUCGCCGAGGCUGCAUCAUUGCCUACUGCAAUGUGGGUAUCCUACCAAGCCAUUGUCAACCUAGCAAAUUUACAGAGGGGUCAGACUGUGCUCAUUCAUCAAGGGGCAAGUUGUGUAGGACAGAUGAUGAUCCAGACGGCAAAAAGGCUAGGUGCACGGGUGCUUGUUACUACCAGCUCAAUGUUUGGGAGAAAGUUCAUCUACGACGAAUUUCAAAUUCCGGAAGCGGAUAUUUUCUGUGCUAGCGACGCUACAAUUGUUCUUGAGAUAAACCGGUGUACUCAAGGACAGGGAGUUGACGCUAUUGUUGGGGCGCUCUCGGCAAACGGCGCAGGUGAGACUGUGGAUUUUAUACCAUGUCUGUCACCUUCCGGUCGACUUGUUGAUACCAGUUCAUUGAACAGAUCCUCCGGUAUUGCUAUGCCAUUGAAUACGUCAAGGUCAUUAGUCAAUAUGAUUAGCCUACUGCAGGAGAGGCCGACCUUAGCUCACGAUAUCUUCCAACGGGCAAUGAAAAAAGCCUUUGAUGAACGACUUCGGCCACCACAGCCAAUUCGAACUUUCUCAGCGGCCGACGCCGGAAAAGCCUUCCAUCAGUUCCAAGUCUUAGAUGCGCCAGGUAAAAAUAUUAUCGAGAUUAAUUCGGAUACUAUUGUUAUGGCCGAUGUCAAGACAAUUCCCCGGUGCAAGCUCUAUCCCGAUGCCACUUACGUUAUUAGUGGAGGGUUAGGAGGACUUGGGAGGAGUAUUACACGGUGGAUGGUUGACCGCGGGGCACGAAACCUCAUUCUCCUCUCACGAUCUGGCGUAAAAUCGCAAGAAGCCAAAAAUCUUAUCAGAUACCUCGAGGGGAGGCAAAUAUGUGUUGUGACACCCGCCGUCGAUAUCAGCAACCUAGUUGCACUUAAGCAUGUCCUUAAGCCUUUGGAAAAGACCAUGCCUCCAAUCCGGGGUUGCAUCCAAGCAACGGUAGCUCUCAGGGAUAAUCUUUUCCCUAACAUGACAUAUUGUGACUGGAUCGUUGGCACAAAUUCUAAAGCGAAGGGUUCUUGGAAUCUGCAUUCUGUACUUCCUUGUGGCCUCGACUUCUUCGUACUCUUUGCUUCCUUGAAUGGUAUUUUGGGAGGACGUGCACAAGCCAAUUAUGCGGCUGGCAACACAUUCAAAGACGCGCUCGCUCACUACCGCAUUUCUCUCGGCGAGAAAGCAAUAUCCAUCGAUUUAGGGCUGAUGGCCUCCGAAGGCAUCGUCGCGGAAAAUGCGGACCUACUUGCCAGCAUGCGUCGCAUUGGACAUCUUAUGGAUAUUAACCAGGAAGAACUGAUUGCCCUGUUAGACUAUUACUGUGACUCUGCGUUGCCGAUAUUAUCGCAUGAUAAAGCGCAAAUUCUGGUCGGACUUGAGACACCUGGCGCAAUACGUGCAAAGGGCAUAGAUAUUCAUCAUGCCAUUCACCGACCAUUAUUCCAACAGCUGUUCAGCCUGGAUUCGGGCAGUUUGCAAUCACCGGGCCAGCAAACGACCAUCAGCUAUGCUAUGGUACUGAAAGAGGCUACGUCGAGAGAGGAGGCCUCAGCAAUGGUGACGGGGUGGUUACAGGCCAAGAUCGCGCAUACUCUAGGCCUACAAGAGGAAGACGUUGACCCAACAAAACCAAUUCAUACAUAUGGUAUCGACUCCUUGGUGGCGAUUGACUUGAAAAACUGGUUUUCAAAGGAGAUAGGAGCGGACAUAAAGGUAUUCUUUAUGCUAGGAAACCAAACCUUGGAAGCAGUAGCAAGAGAAGCGGUAAAGGGGAGUAAGUUUAUGGUACAGUAA